This is a messenger RNA of Ceratitis capitata (Mediterranean fruit fly), 1171 nucleotides long. RefSeq names its product glutathione S-transferase 1. NCBI's taxonomy places the organism in Eukaryota, Metazoa, Arthropoda, Insecta, Diptera, Tephritidae. The transcript has a single exon. Bases 202 to 870 code for a protein of 222 amino acids. Gene Ontology annotation, molecular function: glutathione transferase activity. The record is from RefSeq and is a predicted model, not a curated record. Gene Ontology annotation, biological process: glutathione metabolic process.
AUAUAUCUCGAGUGCGAGUGUUGUAUUGAAGCAAAGAGAAAUCGGAAACACUCUCUCAGUCGAUUCGCCCGCAUAUAUAAAUAAAGACCGGUAUAAUAAAAUUUGCCAGUACAUCGAAACUUGUCAACGCGUUUGUACAAAAUAUUGCGGAACUUCGUUGAGAGAAGUAAUUUCAAAAAAAAUUAAAAAAUAAUUAAUAAAAUGGGUAAAAUCACAUUGUACGGUAUUGAUCCCAGUCCACCGGUGCGUGCUGUUCUACUGGCUUUAAAUGCGCUAGAUGUACCAUACGAAUACAAACAGGUGAAUUUAUUCGGCGGCGAACAAAAUGCAGAUGAAUAUCGUAAAAUCAAUCCAACCGGCACGGUACCAGCAUUGAUCGAUGAUGGCAAGCCAAUUUGGGAUUCACAUGCAAUAAUCGCCUAUUUGGCCAGCAAAUAUGGUAAAGAUGAUGCUCUAUAUCCAAAAGAUCUCUACCAACGUUCGGUUGUUGAUCAACGCUUAUACUAUGAGACCGGUGUCGUCUUCGAACGUACACUAAAAGGUACUACCAAGCCGAUUAUCUUCAUGAAUGAAACCACUGUGCCACAAUAUAAAAUCGAUUAUAUUGCUGAAGUUUAUGAGACCGUAAAUAGAUUCCUGCAGGAGCAUCCAUACACUGCUGCCGAUCAUCUGACCAUUGCUGAUUUUGCACUGAUAUCAUCGAUAAGUUCAUUGCAAGUCUAUUUGGCAAGUGAUCCGGUUAAGUAUCCCAAUUUAGUUGCAUGGAUUAAGCGUAUGGAACAAUUGCCUUAUUAUGAGGAAGCGAAUGGCAAGGGUGUUAAGCAAUUUCAGGAUUUAUUGAAAUCAAAGAAUUUUACAAUUGUACCUUAGGAUGUGCUGCUAAAUACAUAUGUACAUAUGUGUGUGCUUUUUAAUUUGUUUUUUUUUUUUUUUUUUGAAAAUGCUGUGUCAUUGUAAUUAAAAGAAAAAGUGUGCCGCAUUUUUCGAAUUUUUUUUCCAAAACAAACUGCGAAUAAAGAACAAAAAUAUUUUCAAACCCAUAAUGAAACAUCACAGAUUAGUUCAGUGCAUAAGAAAAUUACUUAGAAAGUAUAGAGCGUUGUAUUAAUCAUAAUAUUUAGUUUAUGUAAUGGAGCUUCGAAUUAUAUGACCACCACUGUAUAUACAUAUA